UGUGCCAGAGUGUGGACAUUCGAAACACGGUGGAAAACUUCGACAAACUGAAUGACUGCGCCGUGGUGGAAGGGUUCGUCCACAUCGCGCUCAUCGACAAUGCGGGCGUCGAGAACUUCACCAACAUCACGUUCCCCAAGCUGAGGGAGAUCCACGGCUACCUCAUCCUGUACCGCGUUAAGGGGCUGCGCUCCCUGUCCACCAUGUUCCCCAACCUGGUGGUGAUCCGCGGCUACGUCCUGAUGCGCAACUACGCCCUCGUCAUCUACGAGAUGAACGAUCUCAACGAUAUUGGUCUGAUAUCCCUCAUGAGCAUUAAGAGAGGGUCUAUUCGUAUUGAAAAGAACCCAGUUCUCUGUUAUGUCGACACUGUGGACUGGUCAUACAUAUCUCAUGAUGGCGAAGGACAUUUUAUCAAAGGAAACAAGAAUGGGCGAGAAUGUCCACGCAAAUGUCCUGACCGAUGUCCCAAGGCAUCAAUUUCUUCCGCCAAAGCAACUGGACUGAGACCGACAACCCCCCAUUUAUGUUGGACUGACUCUCAUUGCCAAAAGAUGUGUGCUCCUGAAUGUGGAAAGGCUGGGUGCUUACCCUCUGGUGAAUGCUGCUCCAAGCAAUGCUUGGGUGGCUGUACGGGAACCAGUUCGACUGAUUGUAUUUCAUGCAAAGAAGUGAAAAACAUGAACUUUUGUGCCGAAAAAUGUCCCUCGCCCCUGACCAAGUUUCUUGACAGGCGAUGCGUAACAGAUCAGGAGUGUAGAAGCAUGGUGGCACCAAAGGAUUUCCAAGGAUCUGGAGACGUGAAAUUUCCCUGGCGACCAUUUAAUGACUCUUGUAUUCUUGACUGUCCGCCUGGAUAUUCUGAAAAGAAAAUUCCUGGAGGUGGGCCUGGCAAUAGGGAUACUUUCACAUGUGAAAAGUGUAAAGGUAUCUGUGAAAAAGAAUGUGAAGCAAGCCAUGUCGAUAAUAUUGCGGCAACUCAACUUCUAAAAGGAUGCACUGUCAUAAAGAAUUCGUUGGAAAUUCAGAUUCGUGGAGGCAAAAAUCUUGUCAAAGAGGUAGAAGAAAAUUUGCAAUCCAUCAGAGAAAUAAAUGGCUAUUUGAAAAUAGUUCGUUCGUCGCCUCUUGUGUCACUCAACUUUUUGAGGAAUUUGCAAGUAAUACACGGCAAUGUCUUAGAUGGCCAGUACUCACUAUCUGUCCUUGAUAAUCAAAACCUUCAGAAGUUGUGGGAUUGGUCACCUAACUCCACAUUCGCAAUAAAGAAAGGCCAAGUCUUUUUUCAUCUAAAUCCACUCCUGUGUCCUCAAGAAAUUGAAGCAUUGAGAAAUAAAACGGGCCGGCUAGAGUUGGUUAAAGGUUCAAAUGGUGAUAAAGUGGCAUGCGAUAUGGAUGUUUUAAAUGUAACUGUCUCCAAGGUGACACCUUUUGCAAGUCUGAUUGUUUGGCCCCCCUUCAGCACACCAGAUCCCAGAACAUUAUUGGGGUACAUGGUUCACAGAAUCGAAGCUCCCUAUCGAAAUGUUACUCUGUAUGACGGUCGAGAUGCUUGUGGUGGUGAUGGCUGGGCUGUGGACGACAUAACAGUGCAGCAGGGGAACGCCCAAGAAUCCAAGACUGUGACCCACUUGUUCACCAAGUUGGAACCUUACACUCAAUAUGCAGUUUAUGUUCGAACAUACACUCUUCCAGGAGGUUCUCGAACUGUAAGAGGGGCACAGAGCGACAUUCUGUACUUCCGAACUCUUCCCUCCAUUCCAUCGACACCCAAAGACCUGACUGCAGUUGCAAACUCUAGUUCUGAAAUAAUAAUUCGUUGGAGACCCUCUUUUCCUCCAAACGGCAAUGUAACAAAGUAUAUUGUGCAAGCUGUGAUGGAGAAUGACAAGCCUGACAGGCUGGAUUAUUGUGACGACCCUCUGGCAGCUAAAACUGAGACUGUUGAGAUAAUAGACCAAAUUCCCAAAACAACUCAAGCUCCCCCAGGGAGAGACGCUGGUCCUGAUGGUGAGCAGUGCUCCUGCUCUUCCUCCAAAGAGGAUAUUGAUGCGAGGAAAAGAGAGAAAGAAACAGAAAGUGAAAAUGAAUUGAACUUUGAGGACCAACUCCACAACAUGAUCUACAUCAGAAGGCCUCCAAGAGAUUCUGGUGGUUCUAAUGAUAAAAGAAAGAAACGGACUGUGGCCCGUCACAUAUCUGAUGAUGCAUAUUUUCGGUACAAGAGAUCAGUUGGCCAAGAAUCACCACGUUUUCCUGAUAAUCCAGAUCCACCUCCAAUUUCAAAUAAUAAUGCUGAUUUUAAAGAGAACUGUACCACAGGUGUUUGCUAUACUGUGCUCCGGGAAGUUCAAGGGGAUACGCUAUUUGUUAUGAAAAACCUGCACCACUUUUCACGAUAUUCUAUUAAAGUGAUUGCUUGCCGAGAGCUGGAUGCAUCUGAGCUUAGAAGGCCGGAACUUGCUCAAAACUGCAGCCCAGCAGCCAUUAUCCAACAGCGCACUUUACACAAAGCGUCCGCGGACACAAUUGCAAAGACAUGGCUAGAAGAAACCAACAGUACAAGAAUUUAUAAAUGGGUACCUCCCGCUGAUCCAAAUGGCAUCAUUGUGAAAUAUGAUAUUCAGAUAUAUACUGAAAAUGUGGUAAAUAGUGGUAAUCGUCCACACUGUUUAGGAAGAGGAAACACUUCUUUUGUUAUUCCACAUCUGCCAUCUGGCAACUACAGCAUUAAUGUUCGUGCUACUUCUCUCUAUGGCCCUGGAAAUUUCACUGAAAAGCGCUAUUUUAUAGUUGAUGAACCCACUAAUAGUGCCACCCAGUGGCUGUAUAUUCUGAUAUCAAUUAUUGCUAUUGUGGUGAUCGGAUUCCCAAUCUUCCUCUAUGCAAGGAAGCUGUGGUGUCCUCCCCCAGUGCCACCAAUAAAACUUAUCUCCAAUGUAAAUCCAGAUUAUGCUCCAGCCACUUAUAUACCAGACGAAUGGGAAGUCCCUCGUUCAAACAUUCAGAUACUAAAAGAACUUGGACAGGGCUCCUUUGGAAUGGUGUAUGAGGGAAUCAUUCGCAACUGUCCUAGAUCUGGUAUUUCAGAGCAACAGUGCGCCAUCAAAACUGUGAACGAACAUUCCAAUGACCGUGACAGAAUUGAAUUUCUAAAUGAGGCAUCUGUCAUGAAGGGUUUUGAUACUCAUCAUGUAGUUCGCUUGUUGGGAGUUGUCUCACAAGGACAGCCUACCUUAGUAGUUAUGGAACUCAUGGCUAAGGGAGAUCUGAAAAGUUACCUGAGAAAACAUCGUCCUGAUGAAUCAGAUGACCCUGAAGUUCAACCUCCAACUUUUAAGCAAACAUUACGAAUGGCCAUGGAAAUAGCUGACGGUAUGGCUUACUUGUCAGCAAAAAUUUGUUCAUCGGGAUUUGGCUGCUCGUAACUGUAUGGUAGCAGAUGACAUGACCGUUAAAAUUGGGGACUUUGGUAUGACCCGUGAUAUCUAUGAAACAGAAUACUAUAGAAAAGGAAGUAAAGGGCUGAUGCCUGUGAGAUGGAUGGCACCAGAAAGUCUUAAAGACGGUGUCUUCAC
This is a messenger RNA of Thrips palmi, 3575 nucleotides long. Its product is annotated as insulin receptor-like. The record is from RefSeq and is a predicted model, not a curated record. Gene Ontology annotation, cellular component: axon; insulin receptor complex. Gene Ontology annotation, molecular function: insulin receptor substrate binding; insulin receptor activity; ATP binding. Gene Ontology annotation, biological process: glucose homeostasis; multicellular organism development; cell surface receptor protein tyrosine kinase signaling pathway. NCBI's taxonomy places the organism in Eukaryota, Metazoa, Arthropoda, Insecta, Thysanoptera, Thripidae.